AUGAAGUUUUUUGCUGCAAAAUCAGAUGAGGAAGAAGGCCAUGGCCGUACAGUGGUCAAGCCAGCACCAGGCGCACCCAUAGGCAUACAAAAGGUGUACCUCAUGAACAAGCUUGCAAGCCGGGUGGAUCUAUGGCUUAUUAUUGGCGGCAUUGUGUUAUUCGCAUGGGCCAAAAAUUGGGAAGGCAACACGAUUUACUCGAUCACUUUCAACGUCCUCAGUCUCUUUCAAGCCGCCAACCAGUACUCGCUUCUCAACACAGUCCAAUACUUGCUCCAAACAGUGUUAAUUCCAUUCUAUGCCAAGCUAUCAGACAUUUGGGGCCGUACGGAGGUCUUUGCAUUGUCGCUUUUCUUUUACAUUAUCUCUGGUGUUGUUUAUGCUUGCGCGCAACGCUUUAGCGACUUUGCAGGUGCACAAGUCCUGUACGCAUUAGGUAUCUCGGGUGCUCACUGUAUGGGACACGUUGUGAUUGCUGAUUUGACGAGCAAGGUGAACCGUGCGCUCUUCCAAUCCUUUUAUGACGUACCCGCCAUCAUCAACAUUUUUGUGGCUCCUAUUGCAGGCCAACAUUUCUUAAAUACCAAUUGGCGUUGGGUCUAUUCAAUGAUCCCAUUUUGCAUUGGUGGCACAGCCAUCAUUCUCAUGGCUGGUAUGCUGCAUGUGGAGUACAAGAUGCGUAAAUCUGGCAAGCUAGCACAAGUCCGCUCUGCUCUGGAAGCUGAGAACCCUGAAAAGCGAUCGAUGGCAGACCAAGUCAAGUGGUGGAUCAAAGAACUUGAUGUCAUUGGUAGUCUUUUGCUUGUUGGUGCUUUGUGUAUGCUAUUGCUUCCACUCGUGCUUGCUGAAACCGAUUUUGGUGGCUGGAAUAGCCCUACCACCAUUGGUUUGCUCGUAGCUGGUGCCGUCUCUUUGGUGCUCUUUGGCGUAUAUGAAUGGAAGUUUGUUGAAGUACCAUUGAUCCCUGUGGGUCGUUGGGAGACCUUUACGCCAAUGGCUGGUGUGCUUUGUGUAUCCGUUAUCAGUGUCAUUGCUGCUAUUCCUUUUGGCUACUUCCAAAUGUAUUUGCAAAUCGUCAAGCAAUGGGAUGUUAUCAAGGCCACCCAUGUUGAUCGAAGCUAUGACGCCGUAUACUUGGUCUCUCAAGUCGUCGCUGGCUUUUUAAUGAAGCAUUUCAAGGUCUACCGCCCUAUCAUCCUUAUUGGCAUUGCUCUCUUUAUGUUGGGCAUGGGUCUUAUGAUCCCAGCUCGUUUCCCUGGUGCAUCGGAUGUCUUUUUGGUUGCCACUCAAGUCAUUGCUGGUUGGGGUGCUGGAUGGGUCUAUGUACCAACAUUGGUUGCAGUGCAAAGUGCUGUCCCCCAUAAUGAUUUGGCUAUUGCUACUGCUUUGUACCAAUGCACAACGAUUCUUGCAUCCUCUAUUGGUGCUGCCAUUGCUGGUGCUGUCUGGAACAGCUGGUUACCCAGAGAAUUGGCUCGCAUUGUCCCUGGGGAAAUCAAUUACGCAUAUGCCAUUGGUGAUAUCAACUAUGUCUUGUCGUUGCCAAAGGAACAAUAUGAUGCCGUGGCAACGGGCUAUGGCAACAUUCUUCGCAUCUUUUGUAUCGUUGGUCUCUGCUUGAGCGUGCUUGCACUGGUGUUUGCAUUGCUCAUGAAGUCGUUUGAUCUUGAGGAUGACAAGGUUGACGUGUUAUCAGAAACCACUGUAAUCCCUGGUGAUGGUAUCUCUGAAAAGAGCAGAGAACAUGUGAAAGAUCAAGAUGAGUCAUUAAAGAUCGAACAGCCAUCAACUUGA
This is a messenger RNA of Lichtheimia ornata, 1794 nucleotides long. RefSeq lists its product as uncharacterized. Gene Ontology annotation, biological process: transmembrane transport. The record is from RefSeq and is a predicted model, not a curated record. Bases 1 to 1794 code for a protein of 597 amino acids. Gene Ontology annotation, molecular function: transmembrane transporter activity. The transcript is spliced from 6 exons. NCBI's taxonomy places the organism in Eukaryota, Fungi, Mucoromycota, Mucoromycetes, Mucorales, Lichtheimiaceae.